Messenger RNA from Ctenocephalides felis (cat flea), 1383 nucleotides. Its product is annotated as monoacylglycerol lipase ABHD12-like. The transcript has 9 exons. Bases 229 to 1383 code for a protein of 384 amino acids. The record is from RefSeq and is a predicted model, not a curated record. Gene Ontology annotation, biological process: monoacylglycerol catabolic process; phosphatidylserine catabolic process. Gene Ontology annotation, molecular function: phosphatidylcholine lysophospholipase A1 activity; monoacylglycerol lipase activity. Gene Ontology annotation, cellular component: endoplasmic reticulum membrane. Lineage: Eukaryota; Metazoa; Arthropoda; Insecta; Siphonaptera; Pulicidae.
UGUAUAACAAUGAGGUUAGGAAUUUUUUCAUCAAUAAAUGUCAGAUGUUCCGAUUUUUUAUUGCGAUUUAUUUGUAAAUCACUUCGAUGACUGAGGUCCUAGAUAAUACAUAAUGGAUUUAGAUAUAAAACCACAUAGCAGUUUAAUUAUGUUGUGUUAUUUAAGGUUCGUCCCUUCAUAGUUUCGUAAUUAAAGCCAAAUGAAAAUAUCCGGUUAACUAAAUGAAAUAUGUAUUUAUACAGAAAGGCACGAUUUAGAAGGCAAUUAAUGCUGAUUAUUAAAAUAUUCAUGAUUCUAUCAUUGUUUAUAUUUAUUGUUUUUCCCUUCAUUUUCAAAAAAUCUGUUUUCCUACAAAAGGCGAUUGUAUUCAUGAAUUUUGUGAAAUAUGAUGAGCAGUUUGACUUUACACAGGCUGAUAACAUAGAAGGCAUAAAAAACAUUUAUAUUUUUUACUGUGAUCCUGAGAUAAAAAUUUCUACAUGCAUAAUUACGUUAGGAAUUUGGCACAUCAUUCCUUCAAAUGAUAAUAAGUUUAUAAUUAGCGCAGAUAAGAGCAACUUAAUACAAAAGAAUAAUCUGAAUGAUUCCAAAAAUGAUUAUGUUAUUUCUGAUGUGCGUGCAUCAUUUUCUAAUGAUGAGCAGUUGGCAUCUUCUUGGAGUCUUGGCUGUGGAGCUGAAAUGGCUGAUGGGAAACCUGUAGUAUUAUAUCUUCAUGGAAAUACUGGAUCAAGAGCUUUAAAUUACAGAAUUAAUACAUAUAAAUUACUUCAAAAACUUGGAUGUCAUGUAGUAGCAAUGGAUUACAGAAGCUUUGGUGAUUCCACAAAUAUUGAACCUACGGAAAAUGGUGUUGUUAAAGAUGCUAUAGCUGUGUACAAAUGGAUAAGUUCUAUCGCUAAAGGCCCCAUUAUAUUAUGGGGACAUUCUCUAGGCAGUGCUGUAGCUACACACAUGUUAUGCAGCAUCCAAAACAAAAUGAAUGGUCCAAAUAUUGUUAUUUUGGAAAGUGCUUUCACUAAUAUGUAUGAAGAAAUUUAUGCCCAUAAGUUUUCUUUGUUAUUCAGAUUCUUGCCUUGGUUUGAUUAUACAAUAAGACAAGCAAUUAUAGAAAAUGGUAUAACAUUCAAUUCUGAUCAAUAUGUUUCUUGUUUUCAUCAACCUAUUCUUUUUCUGCAUGCUGUAGAUGACAGAACAGUUCCUUUAGAACUAGGAUACAAGUUGUUUAGAACUGCUAGACGUGGUAGAGACAAGUCAUGGGGACCUACUGAAUUUCAUAGGUAUGCUGCUUCCAAAAAUCUUGGGCAUAGAUAUAUAUCUUCGGACAAUGAUACACAUUUCAUAGUAAGAAACUUCUUAAGCUCUUAUGCUGCAGAAAGGUACUGA